Jaminaea rosea is the source of this 4851-nucleotide messenger RNA. RefSeq lists its product as hypothetical. NCBI's taxonomy places the organism in Eukaryota, Fungi, Basidiomycota, Exobasidiomycetes, Microstromatales. The transcript has a single exon. Bases 396 to 4583 code for a protein of 1395 amino acids. The record is from RefSeq and is a predicted model, not a curated record.
CUCGACGGGGCGCUCGGACCUCCUCAACGCACCCAAAACGAGGUCUCAAUUGCUCAUCGCCACUUUCUCACCGUCCUCUUCCUCCAUCCUCCCGUCGAUCAAAGGAUCCGCCAUCCGGCAUAACGGGCCGCCGCUGAGCGAGAGAGUCCCAGCGCGAUAGCAUAUAGGCAGGCGAGUCGCUCUUCGACGACGACAACUUUCAAUCCCCUCAUACCACGCUUCCUCAUGGCUCUUGCCUUGCUAUCCUCUCAUCACCGCUCUUAGACGUCGACUUCCAUCCGCAAGUCUCCAUACGAUAAUUCACAGCCCAGACACACCGUCGUCGUCGUCGUCGUCGUCGCCGCUGCCGCCGCCGCCGCCGUCGCCGCUUCGUCGGCCCUCUCGCGGUCGUCGCGAUGAGCCAGCCUUCGACAUCGUCAGGGGUGAGCCAGCAAUUCGCAGGUGCUCCCCCGGACGCCAGUCCUUCCUCGCGAUCCCGUCAUACACCUGAGAGCAGCCAACGCAGAGAGAGCAUUCUGCGAUCUUUCUUGCUCCUUGAGGAGCCCCAGUCGCCUGCUCUGAGCGGCGAUGAGACCUGGGGCGGCAUGUCCUCGUCCCCGAGUCGCGCUCUCACGUACGACGAAGAUCGCAGGCGUAUCUCACCCCCCUCCUACAAGGGCGGCAUGCAUGAACAGCACCUGGGGGCGACGACGGAUGCGACCCAGCUGGGCUCAUCGCCUCCGGGGCUACCUAAGAACACAAGGGGCAGCAGAUUAGGACAGCAGAUGGGAAGGCAGAAAUCAGGUGGGGGCCCGUCGUCAGGAGGAGGAUACACGUCGCAAAGGACGAGCAUGGCAUUCAGUAGCAGCGAUGACGGGUCAGGAAGGGACAGUCAAGUAGAUGAAGCAGGCAGAUACGGCGCCAUCCGCUCUAGACCGCCUCCCUUAGGCCCUGCAUUCGGCGUCGACAACGGCGGCGCAGAAGACUCGCCAACCUCCUCAACAUCGUCCUCAGCCACGCCGCAGAACCUCUCAAUCGCAUCCAAGCAGCAACGCCGCACGAGUCGCUUACAGUACAACAAGGUCGGCGACUCGAGCGGCAGCAGCAACACCUCACGCUUCGAGGAUCGCGAUCGAGCUGCACGGUUGGCUCAGGGCAGCUUGGGAAGCAUGUUCACAUCGUCCCCUUAUCAACGUCGCUCUGACCACGGCAACGACGCAGAAAGCUCGAGCAGUGCAAGAGCUCAACGGGAGCUCUUCUUGCCCGCAAUGAAGAAUGGCGGAGGCGGCGCUGGUCCCCCGAGCGCAACCGGGUCACGACCCACUUCGCCCUCUGUACCGAUCAAAGCACCUAGGAGGAUGACGAGCGCACAACGUCUCCGCAGCGCGAGGGAGGAUCUGCAGGGUAGCUUGGCUGAUUCAUCGAUGGGCAUGACGCGGCAGUCGUCCGGUAGUGGCAUGGAGGUCACGCCGCCUACGUCUGCUGCUCGCUCCUCGUUUUCGUGGACUUCCCCCACAAGCGAUGGACAUCGUCAGACGCCGAGAAGCAUGGCAACGACCUCAUCAACGCAUUCACAAACGCAUUCUUCGACCAAGGCCCCAAUGGCUGCGAGUGCACUCCCGCGCUCGGAAGGUCUUUCCGGCCAGUCGCAGCUGAGCGACGCCGAGAUUGUGACGCUCGGCGCCAUCGACGGCCAAGAUCCCAUCUCUCUCCUGCCGGCAAAUGGUGGUGCUCUCUCAUCCAAGAACGUCCUGACAAUCGCCCUCGCCAAAGCUCAGAACGCUGUCCAGCACGACAGCAGCAACGCGGUUCCCGAAGCCAUCCAGGCAUAUAGUCAAGCAGUCAGGCUACUCCAGGAGGUCAUGGAUCGCAUUUCGCCUAGAGCUGGAUCGUCCAGAAAGAGCAAUAGAGAGGAGGAGAGGAGGAGGCUACGGGUCAUCCACGAUACGUAUGCGGAUCGGAUUAGACUGCUCUCGAUGAUCUACAACACGGACUCGAGUAGAGAGACAGAGGAUAUGGAUGACAGUUUGGUGGUUGCGCCAUCGCAUUCCAGCGAGGUUGGAGAGCCGGAGGGGCAGGAACCGACGGCGAGUGCGCCUGUAAUCUCGAUCCAGCAGGAGUCAGGCGCUCCUCAGGAUGAAGAAGACGCAGCUGCAGCCAUGUCACCAGGCGGAGGCGAGAAGGAAAGGAUGCGUUCCGACUCAGAAGGCAGCUUUCGUUCCAUCGACUCAAGGGACGGCCGGCGCAGCGCAGGCUCCGCCGCAGUGGCUGGAGCCACUCCCCGUCCGAGCAACGAAUUGGCGCCGCCUCGCUCGUCAGAAGACCUUCCGCCCCUCCCAUCCACGCCCUACUUCGACGCCUCGCCUACCUUGUCGCAGAAGGAGAAGAUGGAAGGCGAGAACACCAUCGACGGGCUCAGCACGCCGCUGGCGUCGCGCUUUGCUUCCUCGGCCUCAGCUCUCCCGCAAGUAGGAGCGACGUCAGAGCCGCUGAUGCGAUCCAGCUUGACCUUACCUCGCCUUGAGCGCCAAGAAGGCCUCCUCCUGCCUAACCCGCCCAAGUCGGCCAGACCCUUUGGCGAUGGUGAUAGUGAGCUGCUGCCAAGCGCUGGUGGUCCUUCGGCUUUCUUGCGCAGCUCGAGCCCUCUCGGUACAGGCUCCACGCGGCCAAGGGCUACGACGCUCAGCGCCGCCAACCACUCUGGCAAGGCGACCUUGCUUGUGAACAAUGCUGUCGAUCAAGGCUCGCUCGUGAGCAGGCGAAGGGCAGAGGCUUCGAUGGAUCAGCAGGCAACACCUCAACAGGUAGCAACGAGAAGAGGCGGCGAAGCUCUGGCUCGACAGAGCAGCAGAGACUCGAGCGGCGGCAGCGGCAACGUAGAUGCAGACGGAGGCGCUGCAGCGAGCGGCAGAAAGCGCGCCAUCUCACAGCCAGGAUCGCGCCGCCCUAUCCUGCCUUCGGCCUUCCAAGCACCACCGUUGCCCAAGUUUGCGCGCAAGAUGUCGAUCCCCUCGCUCAGCUCUGCAUUCAACGCCGCAGGUCAAGCGCAGCAGCAGCAGCAGCAGCAGCAGCCGCAACAGCCGCAACAGCAGCUGGAGAAAACGGCAACCGCAAACGCGAAAGCGGUUCAUCAUCAAGCUUCGUCGAGCCUCUCACCGAGCGCAGCUACGAGCCUCCAACAGCAACAACGACCUCCAGGUUCUGCUGCGUAUCGCUUCCCAAGUCCUGCGCCUAGCUUCACUUCGGGAUACCACGCGCUGUUGGAUACCGGGGCGGCCAACUCGCCGGCCGUCGUGCCUGCUGAGUACCCCUGGACCUCGACAGGCCCUGGAUCUGCGCCACCUGCCCAGGGUAAUGCUACCAAGCCUCGCCCAACAGCUGCUGUAAUGGUCCCGCCGCCGGAUCUUUUUCCCUCGGGUCUCGCCUCCGCAAACGCACUCGGAACUGCCUCUUUCCAUCUUGACCGACCCACUAGAGCACCGCGCCGCGUCCUCGGCGUCCUACCUGCCGCACUCCAUCCAGAAGCAUUCCUCCCAGACCUCGUACAAUUCCCUUCGCCACCUGAGCGACAGCUACCCGCGCUCCGUCCCUUCAUUGCCGCUCGUUCACUGCGCUCAAGCAUUGCCACAGGCGCUUUCCUCACGCGCAAGCUCUGCGUCACCCCUCCAACUUGGCGAACAGUUGCUGGGGUGAAGCUGGUCGGCCUCGAGGUCAAGGUGAGGGCAAUGGACGCCGUCUGCUCGGGUGUCGAGGCGGUAGCGAGGAGCGGGGAGGCGAUGCUUGCUAUUGGAGGAGAUGUCACUGGUCAGCAGCAGGGCCAAGGUACAGCGGCCAUAGUCGCCUCUGCUUUCGCUAAGCAGCUGGAAGACUUCGAUGCUCUGUGCUAUGAGGUUCAAGGCACGCUGGCCAAGAAGAUUGGCUUCAUCGACGAUCCCAAUUCUUCGUCCUUGCCAGCAGCGUCUGGGCCGCUCAGCGCCGGCGGUAGUAGCAGCUUUGCAUCGGGCAAGCCGGAGAGUGCGGGGGGAAAGAAGAGCGGAUUCCAGAGCAAAUUCUUCACGCGCUCCUUCCUCGCUGAUAGGGUGGCUGCGGCUAAGGACAAAGCAGGGAGUGCAGGGGCGAAUGGGAUCACUGCGGCUGGCGCAGGCGGUGGUGCUGCGAGUAGCGUAACAGCAGCAGGUGGGGGCGUCGGCGAUGGCUCUACUAUGGCCUUUGUGGAAGGGGUAGCUCGAAUGCUGGGCAAGCUGCAGAUACUGGAGGCUCACCUGGAAGCUUGUCUCGCCCCGUUGGCCACCUCGGGAGCAGCCUCCCCCUCGGCUCUCACGGAGAAUGGCCCCGCUCUCCACAGCGCUGCCGUCACAAUGUACAACGCCACCCGACGAGGCUCUACCUCCCCGGACGCUGUCCACCCAUAUCCCUCUUCGCCAGGUGACGCCCCGCCCAUUCCUAUGCUACCACUGGAGCUCCGUCGACUCAUCGAGGCCAAGCUGCGUCGCUCCAGCGAUUUCUUGGCGAAUGUGCUGCUCCGCUUUGUGUUGAGGGAUCUCGCGCUGCUUUUGGACAAGGCUGUGAAGCGCACUGGGGGUGGUGGAGGUUUAUUGGAUUAAAGAGCGUAGGAGGAAGGGAAGGACUUUUGGCAGUCGAGUGUAGUGUUAAUGCUUGGUCAGUGGCUCGUUCUCUGUAUUCGUUUUCCACGUCUCUCUCGAACAAAUAUGCUUGGAGAGCCUUUCCCCUACUUGUUCAAUACCAUCUAUCCCGCUCCUCGCCGCAUGGAUCGUGACGGCAAAGCGCGUCUACAGUGCAGCGUCGACGCCGCCUGCGAUUCAUCACUCGUCGUAUUGCUGAUUAUAAUGGUAUCUAUUAGCUCUCCAGGAG